Coturnix japonica (Japanese quail) is the source of this 3378-nucleotide messenger RNA. The record is from RefSeq and is a predicted model, not a curated record. Lineage: Eukaryota; Metazoa; Chordata; Aves; Galliformes; Phasianidae.
GAGGGCGGCGGGGCGGCCACGAAGUGCCGGGCGUGGUGACCGUCUGCAGGGGUUAAAGGCAGCGCUGCGGCGGGACGGGCUGCUGAGUGCUAAAGGCUGCCCGGCAGUGUUAGAGAGAAUGGAACUGGGAGGGUCUCGAUGGUACAACAGACGAGUGCUGAGCGCAGGCGCUGCGUUAUUUGGUUUACAGCAGUACACGGUUGUGUAGUGCACAAACAUAAAAAACGCAGAAGUUAAACAUGGUGGAACUUGUGGCCGUACAAGGAGCUCACAGCUACUGAAGGUUUCACUACCAGGUGGUGCCGUCAUGUCGUUUUUAGCCUUUGUGAGCCUUCUUAGUGCUCUGUGCAGCAGCUGUUCCUGCCCGAGUCCUGCUCUGUGCUUCAUAUCCCCUCAGUGCAUCUCCUGCCCCCGUCCUGGUUCCUUGCUUCGUCCUGUUGCCCGUUUCCCUUUUCCCUUGGUACAGCCGAGAAGGCGCAGGGAUGACGAGGAGCAGUGAAGCCUUUGUGUCCAUUUUCCAGUAGACCAGCUGUGCCUUUAGCCCUCUUUCCUUUCUCCAACUUCUCACGCUCCUACUAACCCUUGCACUAAGCACACCAAGGCCUGUCUUUGUAGAGGUGCUGCAGUGCCGACUGAAGAUGGGAAUGUUCUUUUCAGAAUCGAGAUCUCAAGGAAAAGAACUUUCCACAUCUUCCGUCUGACUGUGCCUGACAGUUUGGCACCUACCCAGGUCGUUUCAGGAAGAAAAAGUCCAACGUGACCUGUGGUGGUGCAGGUAAUUGCUUGGCUAGAAGCGAGGAAUGUGAUAAAAAGGGAGAGGUAGUGCUUUAUCUCAGACGUCACAUUCGAGUCUCAGUCUUUGUUCUUGCUUCCCGUAGCCGUUAGUUCAGAGUAGUUGUCAGUUUUUAGAAGUAAAGCCGAACUGUAGUUUUGGGUGAUUUCUGUUUCCAUCCCAGCAUGUUUGUGGCCUGCUCUGCUCGUAGCUGGAGAUUUGCAUUCAUUUAGCAGUCUUUCUGUACAUGUAGCUGUACUGGUGCCAGCUGUGUAGGGCCGAUGGAACAGGGUUCUGCUGCUUUCACAGAACUGGCAAUGCAGAUGUUUAAAGAGCAGAUAGUUUGAAAACAAAGGCAAAGAUACCUUUUUAAUAGUAUAUAAAUAUAUAAAUAAUACCUUUCAGCUGCUUCAUGCGAGCUUGUUAGGAAAACUUAUGGUUUUUUUCCCCAUGUAAAUACUGUUAAAGAUGUUGUAUCUGUGGUGCAACCCGAAGUAAUGUUUUGACUUCAAAUGGUAGGAAGAGAUAUUUGUUUGGUAAGUUGUUAGCUUAGUGACUAGGUUGUACAGUGCAUACGUGCUCUAUUAUGUUUUGUGCAGGUGCAACUGAGAACAAAUUUGAACAGCAAACUUAUUAGCAUAAAUGGAAGUACUGGAACAAAGUAUGUUGCCAUUGCCCUAAAAUCAGAUAAUUUUUAUGUGAGCUUCAAAGUUGUGUUGCACGCUUGCAAGUUGACUUAAAUAAAAAUUAAAAUAUGUCUUAGCAUAACCAAAUUAAAAAAUCAAAACCUCCUCAUUUCCAUGUUGUGCAUAUGCUCUGCUUUAGGCUGAGAAUAAAACAGUACGUAUGAGAAGAAUUAGCCUCUCAAAUCCGUUGUUUCUUCCAGGAGAAUGUAUAGAAUGUAUCUUAGGUGUAUCUUAGUAAGGUGGCUAUGUACAUCUUUUAUUUAUUUAUUCUUUAAGUAGAUUAAAUGGCGACAUUAAUUCGCACUUUAACGGAUCAUAGCGAUGAUGUCAACUGCUGUGCCUUCUCGUCGUCAUGUUUGGCUACUUGUUCCUUGGACAAAACAAUUCGUGUUUACUCUUUAAACGACUUCACUGAGCUCCCAUACUCGCCUUUGAAAGGUCAUACGUACGCUGUGCACUGCUGCUGCUUCUCUCCAUCAGGACACACUUUAGCUUCGUGUUCAACAGACGGUGCUACUAUUGUCUGGGACACUCACGAUGGUCAGAUGCUGGUGGUGCUGGGGCAGCCCAGUGGCAGCCCAGUCAGAGUCUGCCGCUUCUCUCCUGACUCCACGUAUCUGGUGUCGGGUGCAGCCGAUGGAAGUAUCGUUCUUUGGAACAUGCACUCAAUGAAAUUCUACAGAUCUGGGAAUGUUAAAGAUGGUUCCUUGGUGGCCUGUGCAUUUUCUCCAGGUGGAGAUUUCUUUGUCACUGGAUCAUCAUGUGGUGAUUUGACUAUGUGGGAUGAUAAAAUGAGAUGUCUGUGUAAUGAAAAAGCGCAUGAUCUUGGCGUUACCUGCUGUGAUAUUUCUUCACAUCCAGUUUCUGAUGGUGAACAUGCAUCCGGAUGCUUCCAGAUGGCUUCUUGUGGUCAAGAUAAUAAGAUCAAAGUCUGGUUUAUUUUGUUUGUGGGCUUCUCAGGUGGUGAAUUAAGAUAUAAGUACACAUUGAGUGGACAUUCUGCCCCAGUUCUGGCUUGUGCAUUUUCGUAUGAUGGGCAGUUGUUAGUUUCCGGGUCUGUGGACAAGUGUGUCAUAAUAUAUGAGACUAAUACUGGCAAUAUCCUUCAUACUUUGUCUCAGCAUACCAGGUACGUCACAACUUGUGCCUUUGCACCAUGUCGUCUCUUACUUGCCACGGGUUCAAUGGAUAAAACUGUGCACAUAUGGCAGCUGGACAACAAGAAGCCCUGUGCAGGAAACGCUAUAGAAAGUGACUCUGAGAUGAGAACUGCUGAGAACUGGUCAGAGGAGGAUGUUUCAGCCUGGCUUUGUGCACAAGGCUUUGCAGAGCUUGUUGGGCUUUUCAAGGCGAAUGACAUUGACGGCAAAGAACUUCUGAAUCUCACAAGAGAAAGUCUGAAUAAUGAAUUAAAAAUUGAGUCUCUUGGCCUGUGCAGUAAAAUCCUUCAGAAGAUUGAAGAGCUGAGAAUGAAAACUGUCCCUGUUUCUGCUGUUGUUCCUGAUGAAUUCUUAUGCCCUAUAACACGGGAGCUCAUGAAGGAUCCUGUAAUUGCAGCAGAUGGGUAUUCCUAUGAAAAGGAGGCAAUGGAAAACUGGAUCGGCAGUAAAAGGCGAUCUAGUCCCAUGACAAACCUUCCUCUUUCCAGCCUUGUGCUUACACCCAACAGGACACUGAAAAUGGCCAUCAGCCGUUGGUUGGAGACUCAGCAGAAAUGUGGCGACACCACUUCGUUUUGAAGCUGUUCACUAAAAUGAAGAAAGGAGAAAUUCCACAGUGCUCAGAUGUCCUUCACAAGAAGCCACCAUGAGCGGAGUCCUGCCUUGCUUGUCGCUUAGAUUCACAUCAGCCCCGUGCUUCAGAAGGAGUUUAGCAAUCUGAAAUUAAAACAAAGCAGAAAUAAAAAAUUUCAAAAAUAAA